Anguilla rostrata (American eel) is the source of this 1729-nucleotide messenger RNA. Its product is annotated as olfactory receptor 52E8-like. Gene Ontology annotation, cellular component: membrane. The coding region runs from base 306 to 1355 and encodes 349 amino acids. Gene Ontology annotation, molecular function: G protein-coupled receptor activity; olfactory receptor activity; odorant binding. Gene Ontology annotation, biological process: G protein-coupled receptor signaling pathway; detection of chemical stimulus involved in sensory perception of smell. The transcript has a single exon. Lineage: Eukaryota; Metazoa; Chordata; Actinopteri; Anguilliformes; Anguillidae. The record is from RefSeq and is a predicted model, not a curated record.
UGUCACAAACAGAUAGUGACUGGCAGAUAUUGUUAGUUGGGCAUUGUUGCCAUUGAUAGACUUUACUUCAUGGUGUUGAUUAAUUUGUUUGCUUAAUCGGGACCACGUUCAGUACUUGACCUAAAAAGUUAGACUCCUUUUGUCUAUGGCAAGAUAGGAGAUUUAUAUAAACAGCUGGACAAAUAAUGUGAUGGUAAAGAAAUGAUUUGUAGGACCCUAGUUAGUAAUGUCCAUGUAAUCGUAAAUAUUUUCAGAAUUUUAAAAUAAAAUGAUUGCAUUAAAAGUAAUUGAGUCAUAUAGAUUACAUGGUUUUCUUUGAUUUACAGGCCAAGAAGACAGGAAAGAAAAGACAAAAAAAUCAGACUUCCAUGGCCUCCAUGAAUUCCAUCCACUCUCUAAAUACAACUUUUGUGCGUCCCUCAUUUUUUUUCAUCAAUGGCUUUUAUAAUGUACCCCAUGCCAAAUACUACUAUGUUUUUUUGUGUUUUGUUUUUGGGGUCUCUGUGUUGGGGAACUCCUUUGUCAUUUUUAUUAUAUACAUAGAGCGCAGUUUUCACACCCCAAAGUAUAUGGCCAUUUUUAAUUUGGCUGUAGCUGACUUGGGGGAAAGCACUGCUCUCAUUCCGAAUUUAAUUGCAACAUUUCUUUUCAAUUCCCAGUACAUCUCCUUUGAUGCUUGCAUGGCAAACAUGUUUUUUGUGUUUUUCUUUUCCUGUUUGCAAGCUCUCACUCUUACUGUUCUGGCCUAUGAUAGAUUAGUGGCAAUAUGCUUACCACUGAGAUACCAUGCCAUCAUCACAAUGCAAGCAAUGACUGUGAUAUUAACAGUGGUGUGGGCAUAUAAUUCACUUUUCCUCAUUUCAACAGUGGCUUUAGUUACCAGGUUGUCUUUUUGUAAAUCCAUUGUGGUAAAAAGCUACUUCUGUGACCAUGGACCCAUAUACACAUUGUCAUGCAAUGAUAAUCUUGUAAACUAUAUCAUGGCAAAGCUAAACAUUGCUUUUUUUCUUUAUUUGCCAUUUAUUUUGACUGUACUCUCAUAUGUGUUUAUUGGUGGUGCACUGUUUAAAUUAGCUUCAUGGGAAGGGCGAUUUAAAGCCAUAAAAACUUGCUCUGCACACCUAAUGCUGGUGGCUGUGUAUUAUCUUCCAAUAAUGGGAACCUACAUUGCUGCAGCAGCUGGUACUCUUCACCCCAAUGCCAGAAUAAUCAAUACAUCACUUGCAAAUGCCAUUCCCCCCCUGUUGAACCCAAUCAUUUAUGUGCUGAACACAGAAGAGGUCAAGGAAUUCUCAAAAAGACUUUUGAAUAGAAAAGAAAAAAACACAACUGAAAUAAUUAAUCAAAUGAAGUAAUGAAUGGCUAAUGCAGAAACUCUCCUUUUAACUGUAUCACAAACUCUGCAGUUUGUGUGAGUAUAGAUUAAUGCUAUUUAAAUCAUAUCUUCUGUGUUCAUUCCAACUCUUGGUUUGUAUCUUUUUUCUAACAUUAUAUUUUCAGAUUAUUUUUACAAAACAAACAAACAAAAAAAGACUUAAUGCUUUUAAUAUAAAUGUUUCAUAUGGCAAUAUUGAUUUACUUUUGGAUUUUUGGAUUCUGGUGUUUAUGAAUAAUGUAUUCAAUUUUCUUAAUGAAUACUUGAGUGAUGUAGCUUAAUAUUAACUGACAGUAGUUCAAAAUUUUACUCUACUGUUCUUCAGCAUAUGAAAGCCUAUGUUAUUUUUCAUAU